Salmo salar (Atlantic salmon) is the source of this 1710-nucleotide messenger RNA. It is a transcript of the gene osgepl1, whose product is annotated as O-sialoglycoprotein endopeptidase-like 1. Gene Ontology annotation, cellular component: mitochondrion. The record is from RefSeq and is a predicted model, not a curated record. Gene Ontology annotation, biological process: tRNA threonylcarbamoyladenosine modification. Lineage: Eukaryota; Metazoa; Chordata; Actinopteri; Salmoniformes; Salmonidae.
GAGGAAUUGUUUACAUGUGACACAAGCUCCUCUGAAGUAGAAGCGUGAGGUCGUGGAGCUCCGCACAAAAAGAAAAUCAGCAUCGCAAUUUGAGCUUUUGCGACAAAUGCAAACGUAUUUAAUUGUCACCUGACAGUGGCAUUGUCGUGAUACUUAAAAUCAAGUUAUUAAUGAAUGACAUACCUUUAGAAAAUACUAAUAGACCAUCGUAAUGGUCCCUGGUAGCAGAGCUAUUUAUCUCGCCUCUUGCGAUGCUCUACGGAUAGCGGUGCAUACCAAAUUUCAGUAAUUUAAACAUGUACUUUGGCUAGUGCAGGAAAAUUGGGUUUAGUGAAAUAAAAUGUUUGCAUUUAAAGCUUCGGCUCAACAGGGCACACGUAUGUUUAGAGUCAAGAUUUUAAGCAAAUGUGCUUUUAGAAGAAAAAUGAGUUCCAGGCUUGUUCUCGGCAUUGAGACAAGCUGCGACGAGACAGGUGCGGCUGUAAUGGAUGAAACAGGCUUAAUCCUUGGAGAAUCUCUUCAUUCACAAAAAGAGGUGCACAUGAAGACUGGUGGGAUUAUUCCCACUGUUGCCCAGCGGCUCCACAGAGAGAACAUAGGCCGUGUCGUCCAGGAGGCCAUGGAGAGGAGUGGCAUCACCCAGAGUCAACUGUCUGCUGUAGCCACCACAGUGAAGCCGGGCCUGGCCCUGAGUCUUGGGAUAGGCCUGGACUUUAGCCUGAACUUUGUAAAGCUACACCAGAAGCCCUUCAUCCCCAUCCACCACAUGGAGGCCCAUGCCCUGACAGUCAGGAUGCUCCAGCCUGUAGUAUUCCCCUUCCUCGUCCUCCUAGUCUCCGGGGGUCACUCUCUCUUGGCUCUGGCCAGAGGAAUCGAUGACUUUCUUCUCCUGGGUCAAACACUGGAUGAAGCUCCAGGGGACACUAUGGACAAGGUAAAGAGUAUAACUUGGCCGGUGGGUUUUCUUGGCCUUGAAUUUGUGACAUUUGUGUGUUCACAGGUGGCGAGACGUUUGUCACUCAUCAAACACCCAAAGUGCUCCAUGAUAAGUGGGGGUCAAGCAAUAGAGCUUCUGGCUCGAGAUGGAGACAGGUUGAAGUUUCUCUUCAAGCCACCAAUGGGAGCGCACUAUGACUGUAACUUUUCCUUCGCUGGUCUGCGAAAUCAGGUGACGAUGUCAAUACAGAAAAAAGAGAAGGAGGAAGGUGUGGAGCAGGGAACUUUGUUGUCAUGUGUUAAUGACAUAGCUGCUGCUAUGCAGCACACAGUGGCCUCUCACAUUGCCAAGCGCACACAUCGUGCCAUUUUGUUCUGUAAGGCCAAAGGCCUCCUGCCUUCCUGCAAUCCAACACUGGUGGUGUCAGGAGGAGUUGCCAGUAACCAGUACAUCCGAAAGACUUUGAAAAUUGUCACAGACACCACUGGAUUACAUUUGCUUUGUCCUCCUUCCAAGUUUUGUACUGACAAUGGAGUCAUGAUUGCAUGGAAUGGAGUUGAGCGACUGAGGGAAGGAAAGGGCAUCCUGUCCCAUACUGAGGAGGUCAACUAUGAGCCCAAAGCUCCCCUGGGUGUGAACAUAACAGCAGAAGUGAAGGAGGCAGCUAUCAAACUUCCACCAUUAAAGCUGAGGUUUACGGACUGACGUUCACUUAUGUGCAUAUCCAUGAUGCAUAUAAUUCCUACUAUUUACGAUUAAACUUUUGAAAUACA